Messenger RNA from Venturia canescens, 3649 nucleotides. RefSeq names its product Aminoadipate-semialdehyde dehydrogenase (gene Aasdh). The transcript has 9 exons. The record is from RefSeq and is a predicted model, not a curated record. Gene Ontology annotation, molecular function: protein binding. Lineage: Eukaryota; Metazoa; Arthropoda; Insecta; Hymenoptera; Ichneumonidae. The coding region runs from base 499 to 3630 and encodes 1043 amino acids. Gene Ontology annotation, biological process: amino acid activation for nonribosomal peptide biosynthetic process.
CUCCGUAAACUUGACCGACUAAUUUUGAAUUUCUGACAUAUUAUCGGUAUCGGUGGAUGUGAUUGUUUUGGAAGGAAUUCAACAAAACUUGUUGAAAAUUAAUUUGAAAGAAAAUUCAAAGAUGAAAAUACGUGUACAGUUAGCCGAUUUUUUAAAAUAAUUUCGAGAAACGUUGUAAAGCUUCAUGCAAUAUAGUUACUUCGUGGCUACAACUUUUCGGAAUGUGCCAAUCUCAAUCAAAAACUUGUCCCGCAUCCGCAUGUUUCACCACAUUCCCUGAAUUCUUUAAAACUUCGAAUAUCAUAAUUUCCUUCAGUAUUGUACUCAGAAAUCCUGGUUAUUCUUAACGAUGGUCAAUUUUUUUUUUGCAAUUCCGUUCUUGCGAUCCUUUCAAAUGUCAAUAUAGCGAAUAUAAGAUUACAUAUAAGGUUAAUAAGAGAUGUGAACAUUAAACAAGCUCGUAUGAUUACUUAUGAUGGUCAUAGACAAUGGUAGAAAAUGGAGUCGCCGGAUAUGAAAAAGCAGAAGUUAUGUAAACAUACACAAUCAUUGUGCCGGUCCUUGAAUAAAAUUUGUGAAUGGGAAGAGUCUGAUAAUGUAGCAAUAAAAUAUUGCGAUGUUGGUGAAAUCUAUACAAAUGUGACUUAUGCUCAGCUACGCUCAACUUGCAUUGCAAUUUGUCAUCAUUUGCAAAAUGUAAAAGGUUCCUUAUUUGUGGGAAUAUCCAGCGAUAUCCCCAUGUAUUGUAUUCCAGGAUUGAUGCUCGGAAUAAUGUCGAGUGGUAGAGCUUUUGUUUGUUUACAAACUUCAACCCCAGAAGCUAGACGCAUCUGCCAUAAAUUGAAUAUCUCGCAUAUCUUCUCACACCAGGAAGUGCCUGGAACGCAAAUUGUUCUAGAUUGUGUGGUGCUCGAUCAGAAUAUCUUACUUACCAAAAAUGACGAGGAAUCAGAAGAAUGUUUUGAAUUUGAAAACGCUGAUGGAAAAUUUGCAUAUGCAACUACUACUUCUGGAUCAACAGGAGAACCGAAAAUUGUUAAAGUCACUCACGAUGCAAUAGUUCCAAAUAUUCUUGAUCUGAAGAAGAUUUUGGAAAUUUCAGAAAAAGACACUGUUGCUCAGAUUACGCCUCUCACUUUUGAUCCGAGUAUUAUUGAGAUAUUCUUGCCUUUCUCCAGCGGAGGGAGUUUAUUCAUGGCUUCUGGUGAUUUGAAAGACGAUCCAGAAACAUUACUACAAAUGCUGUUGAAGUAUGAAGUCUCUGUUCUUCAGAGCACUCCCUCGCUUCUGUUACAGAGAUGGUCGAAUGAUGAGUUGAAAAAGAGUCUUCUUGGAAAAGAUACGAAUUUAAGAAUACUCUUGAUAGGAGGUGAACAUUUUCCGAGUGAGAAGAUUUUACCUAACAUCCGCUCUCAUGACAAUCGAACGAGAAUUUUCGAUAUUUACGGUAUAACAGAGGUUUCGUGUUGGGCGUGUAUUCGCGAAGUUGGAAUAAAUAUUGAUUCUCCAUCAUUGGGAUCAAUUUUAAGCAAUACGAUUCUUGAGAUCAGAAAUGACAUGGGAAUGCGAGUCGAGGAAGGUGAAGGCAUUCUUUACAUAGGAAGCGAUUCUCGAGUUUGUGUUAUUGACGACGAAGACAUUGAACACUUGCAUAAACCAGUAUUUCGAGAUUCAGGAGACAUCGCUGUGAUUAACCGAAAUGGCGACAUAAAACUGAAAGGGCGACAUGGUCGUCGCGUCAAAAGAUAUGGAAAAAAAAUUUACCUAUCAAAUCUGGAAUCUCAUGUGCAGCAAUUAUCAUUUGUGAAAAAUUGUUAUGCUUUAUUCGAGGAGAAGAAUCAAUCUCUUCAUCUCUAUUUCACGACGUUUGCAAAAUCAGCUAACGAGGCUGAACAAGAGAAAUGGCAAAAUGAAAUUUCAAGUCACACACAUGCAUUGGAUGAUAUUUAUCGACCAGACGAAAUCACGAUGCUGAAUCAUUUUGUGCUAACGACUAAUGGAAAAAUAUGCAAGAAUUCUUUGAAAAAAAAUUUAAGAAAACUGGACAAAGUUUCCAAGAAUAAUAUCAGUAAAUUGAACGUUGCGAAAACAUUCGAGAAUAUUUGGAAACGUUUCUUACCGGUUGAAGAAGAAUUAGGAUUUUUAAAUGCUGGUGGGUCUUCUGUAAUCGGUCUACGCAUCGCUAAUUUGUUUGAAGAGAAAAUUGGUGCAAAAUCUCCAAAACUUUUAAGCCUUCUACUUCGAAAUGAAAAUUUGAAAGUAUGUCGCGAAUAUGUUGUUACGAGUCAAUUAUCUGAUUCCUCGAGCCAUGGACAGAUUUUUACGAGCAUUGAAACAUCGAUUGACGAUAAAGACGGCGAUAGAACUGGACAAUUUUUUAAUGAAAAAAACAGCAAAAUUGUCGAAACCAGCCAGAGCGAAAUUAAACAUGAACGAUUCGUUACUGCAAAUGAGGAAAAACAUUUCAAAGGAUUCGAACAACAAAAAGAAAAUUCUGACAAACGUAUACCGUGGCAAAAAUGUCGAGGCCGGAACAAUUUCCAAAAUUUUGAUGGAUCCCAUAACAGAGGUUGGAUCGCAUCCACAAAAAUUCGUCUCAUGAAUCAUUACGAUUUGAUGAAAUGUGUUGAUGCCUCUCCAACAGUUUUUAAAUAUCCUGGAGGUCAAAGUUAUGUAACAGUUGGUUCACAUGCCGGAAUUAUUUGUACAGCAGCAUUAAGCAAAGACAAUUCUAAUAUACAUUGGAGAGUUUCGUUACCAAAUAGAAUCGAGGCUUCAGUACUAGUCAUUGAUAAUUUCAAAGGGAUCGUUGGUUCCUACGACGGUUUUCUUUAUUGCGUUGAUCUAAAGAGUGGUGAGAUUUUUUGGAAGUUCAAAACAGAUGAUAUUGUCAAAUGCACUGCCGUACUUUGUCCGAAAAAUCAAACGGUAUUCUUUGGUUCUUACGAUCGCAAAGCUUAUUGCGUUUCUCUGGGGAAUGGGUCUCAAGUCUGGGGUGCCAAAGUCGGCAAUGGGAGUUUUUGUGCAACUCCGUGGGUCAACGAUGAACUGAAUUCCGUUCUUUUUGCAUCUUUGGAUGGUACUUGCGUAUCUCUGAAACAAAGAAAUGGUGAAAUCAAUUGGUUGGAAAAAUUGGACUACCCAGUAUUUUCAGCUCCAGUUAUUUUGAAAACUGGAACCGCUAUAUUUUGUGAUGUUUCUGGUAAUUUACACUUUAUGUCUGCAGCUUCUGGUCAAAGGUUGCGGAACAUAAAAAUAAAUGGAAAUAUCUUUUCGGCCUUGACCGUUUACGAAGACCCUGAAACAAAACUUCAAAGUAUUUUGUUUGGCAGUGAGAAUCGAAAAAUUUACAAAAUGCAACUACAGCCCGAACAGGUAGAGCCGAUAUUCGAUUUUACUAAAGAUGUCGGUGUACCAAUAGCUUCAACACCAUCGACCAAUGGAGAAAUCAUAGUUGUCGCUGGCAACGAUGGUGAUUUGAAAAUUCUUGACUUCGGCAGUGGUGACGUAUUGUAUAAUUAUAAACUUGGGGGUAAUGUUUUUUCAUCACCUAUAAUUUAUGAAGAUUUUAUUGUUGUUGGCUGUCGUGAUAAUUUUUUGUACGUUAUUUUGAAAUAUAAUGAAGAAUAAUAAAUAUAUUAAAAGUGUA